CAGCGUCGCGUGCGCAUGUAAGUUAUAAGGCGUGCGGCAGUUUUCCCGGGCGCAGUCUCUCGCACAACGCAAAUCAAUACACACUUUAGGAAGUGCUAUCGCCUAAGCUACAGAGUGAUUUAAACUACAGUAGCUGCUUAUAGACACAUAUAAAAUGCCUCCUCAAGGUCAGCCUUCAUUUGUGUUGUUCGAGUCAGACGCCGUAGCCGAGGACAAAGUCCCCGAUGUCGCUCCCUCCGCCGAAGCCGAAAAGAGGAAGUUGAGGAUCGUCUGGAGGAAUGUCAUCAUCUUCGCGGCUCUACAUCUCGGAGGCGUCUACGGAGCCUUCCUGUUCCUCGCUAAAGCUAAAUGGGCGACUAGUAUAUUCGCGGUAUUCCUGUACCUAUGCUCCGGGUUGGGCAUCACAGCGGGAGCGCAUCGACUUUGGGCUCACAAGUCAUACAAAGCUCGCUGGCCACUGCGCCUGCUUCUCACCGUGUUCAACACCAUGGCUUUCCAGGAUGCAGCAAUAGACUGGGCUCGCGACCACCGCAUGCACCACAAGUACUCAGAGACAGACGCGGACCCUCACAACGCCACGCGUGGGUUCUUCUUCUCCCACGUCGGAUGGCUACUGGUCAGGAAACAUCCAGAGAUCAAGAACAAGGGACACACCAUCGACAUGGGCGAUUUAUGGGCUGAUCCUAUCCUCAGAUUCCAGAAAAAACAUUACUUGGUCCUCAUGCCCCUAUUCUGCUUCGUUCUGCCGACUAUAAUCCCUACUCUGUGGGGUGAGUCUCUUUGGAACGGAUACUUCGUCUGCGCCAUCUUCCGUUAUGUCUACGUCCUGAACGUCACCUGGUUGGUCAACUCCGCUGCUCAUAUGUUUGGCACCAAACCGUACGACAAGAACAUCAACCCUGUUGAAAACAAAUCUGUGGCUCUCGUUGUAUUUGGCGAAGGCUUCCACAACUACCACCACACCUUCCCAUGGGACUACAAAACCGCUGAACUCGGAGGGUAUUCCCUGAACUUGACUAAAAUGUUCAUUGACACGAUGGCUAAACUGGGCCUGGCUUAUGACUUGAAGACAGUUUCUCAUGAAGUGAUCGAGAAGAGAGUCAAGAGGACGGGUGAUGGCAGCCAUGAUGUCUGGGGAUGGGACGACAAAGAUGUUCCCGCCGAGCAUAAAGAGAUCACAACAAUUGUAAAUCCCGAGAAGACUGAGUAAAAAAAGAUUAAAUUGUGUAGUAAUAAUAAAUUGUCCACCGUAACUUACAACCAAAACAAUUCAUUAGGAAACAGUGAGGUUGAAAAAUAAAUUGAUUAUAAAAACUUCUAGUUGAUGUGACUUGUUUUUGGAAAAUAGUAACAGAUAUUUUAUUAGGUGUUCCUACAACCAAUGAUGAUUCUAGGUAACGACAAACCUGGUGAUGAAAAUUGUGUUUGAGUUGAAAAAAAAGAAAAACACUUUCUUAAAUUGGUGAUAUAUUAAUUCGGUUAUAGUUUUCCAAUUUCUAACAAGGCGUAUUAUUUAUAAACAAUAGGUAAUAAAAAGACUAACAUUUAGUUUUAUGGUAUUUAUAGGUUCUUAGAUAUAGAAUUACAAAAUUAGAUUUUAUUUUAAUUAUACUGACAUUGGAAAGUG
Pectinophora gossypiella (pink bollworm) is the source of this 1627-nucleotide messenger RNA. RefSeq names its product acyl-CoA Delta-9 desaturase-like. The record is from RefSeq and is a predicted model, not a curated record. Lineage: Eukaryota; Metazoa; Arthropoda; Insecta; Lepidoptera; Gelechiidae. The transcript has 5 exons. The coding region runs from base 155 to 1210 and encodes 351 amino acids. Gene Ontology annotation, molecular function: iron ion binding; stearoyl-CoA 9-desaturase activity. Gene Ontology annotation, cellular component: endoplasmic reticulum membrane. Gene Ontology annotation, biological process: unsaturated fatty acid biosynthetic process.